AAGCUCGCCCUGGGCCAAGUUUAUCGAGUCCGAAGCUUCAGCCUAAGCCGUAUCUUUUGAAAUUAUUAUAAAAGGCAAAAGAAAGAAAAUCAAAUGCCAGUUAACGUGGGUCCUCACAAUUUCCACUGUGCAGGUGUGAUGGAGAAGGAGGACGAAUGGGUUCUGGUGCAGAGAGCCGCAGAGAGAGACUUGUGGAACCCGAGUGUUGGAGAUGGGGGAGAGGGUUCUAAGCCGUUAAAGGUUACGUUUAGUGGGCCAGCUAAGCAUUGGACCGAUGCCAUUCCGAUUGGUAAUGGAAGGAUUGGAGCCAUGGUGUGGGGUGGUGUCGAUGCAGAGACCAUUCAACUUAAUGAGGAUACACUCUGGACUGGUACUCCAGGUAACUAUACUAACCCCAAAGCGCCAGAGGCACUCUCCAAGGUUAGGAAACUUGUUGAUGGUGGCAAGUAUGCUGAAGCCACUGCUGUAGGAGUCGAGUUGUCAGAUGGUCCUUCUGAUGUUUAUCAACCUCUGGGUGAUAUCAAGAUAGAAUUUGAUAAUUCCCAUCUUAAAUAUGUGGAAGACACUUAUUGCAGGGAGUUAGACUUAGACACUGCUACCGUCAAAAUAAGUUAUUCUGUGGCUGAUGUUGAAUUUACCAGGGAACAUUUUGCUUCUAAUCCCGAUCAAGUGAUUGUGACAAAGCUUUCAGGAAGCAAACCAGGUUCUUUGUCAUUUACCGUGUCCCUUGAUAGCAAAAUGCAUCAUCAAUCACAAGUAAAUGGAAGAAGUCAGAUUCUUCUCCGAGGAAGCUGUCCUGGUAAAAGGAUUAGGCCACAUUUGACAGUGAAUGACAAUCCAAAAGGUGUUCAAUUUUCUGCAAUUCUUGAUAUACAGAUUAGUGAAACCAGAGGCACGAUACAAGCUUUGGAUGACAAAAAGUUUAAGUUAGAAGGGUGUGAUUGGGUUGUGAUGCUUCUGGUGGCUUCCUCUUCGUUUGAUGGUCCAUUCACUACGCCUUCGGAUUCUAAGAAGGAUCCUACAUCGGAUUCCAUCAGUGCAUUGCAGUCAAUUAGAAAAUUUUCGUAUUCUGAUCUUUAUGCACGUCAUUUGGAUGACUAUCAGAAUCUUUUUCAUCGUGUCUCACUGCAGCUUUCAAAAAGUUCCAAGAGCUUACAUGGAGAUGGUUCUUUGGAAGGAAAAAAUCAUGUGUUAUCUACAUUUGACAUGCAUCCUCAGGGAAGUACAAAUGUUAUAACUUCAACAGCAGAGAGGGUGAAAUCU
Molecule: messenger RNA, 1263 nt
Organism: Mangifera indica (mango)
Lineage: Eukaryota; Viridiplantae; Streptophyta; Magnoliopsida; Sapindales; Anacardiaceae
Product: alpha-L-fucosidase 2-like
Exons: 4
Molecular function (GO): alpha-L-fucosidase activity
Source: RefSeq, a predicted model, not a curated record